AUGGAAUUUCUUCUUCCAUUUAUAGCUAAUAGAAACACAACAGGAAACGUUGACAUUUCACCGGAUGAAAGAAGCAAUACUAUUGAAGAUAACUUGGUUUUGCCUGCAUCGCAAGACAUUACUGAAGGAGCGAACGAAAACACACAAGAUGACGAAGUGGACCAGGCGGAAGAACCACAAUCCAUUCAACGUUCUAGAGGCAAUACAGUCGCUACUCCUGAUACACCAAAUAUAGGUGCCAAAAAACGAAAAAUUGAUAUUAUGUUACAGAACACCUUGGAAAAUCAUACAAUACGAAGCAAAGAAAGGGACGAAGAACGAUAA
Messenger RNA from Psylliodes chrysocephalus, 324 nucleotides. The record is from the annotation of a GenBank genome assembly. Lineage: Eukaryota; Metazoa; Arthropoda; Insecta; Coleoptera; Chrysomelidae.